AUGGAAUUGUUAAAUUAUGCUGCCACUAUAAUUCAAAAAACAUUCAGAGGUUUUCUUGCUAGAUAAGCUGUAAAAUAAAUAAGAAGAAUAAACUAUUUUUCGUCAUUUGGUAUUGAAAUUAAAUGAUUUAGACCAUCAUAAUGAAUAUGGGUUUUGCAUUUAGCCCUAAAGAUCAAAAUAAUCUACUCGUAAUACUCAAUCACUGAUUUAACCAACUAAAAGAAUGAUCAGAAGUAGUGUCUACAUUUAAAAAUGCUAUCGAGGGUAUUUAAGUAGAAAAUACGUUUGCAAUUUUUACAAAUUGAAAUAGAUUGUGUUAUUUUUAGAAGGACACAUUCAUAAUUUCUUGAGGAAAGUAAAAUGAUUCUGAUAUUAGAGAAUUUAAUAAAGGAAAAUCAAUAUAAAAUAAUUGAUGGCAUAAUGUUACAAUUUUCAAACUCAAUGUAAAUCUAUAGCAAAAGGCAGAUACCAUUACAGUAAGUAUAUGAAUCAGAAACAAUUUGAUGAAAUAAAUGGCAUCAUUUUUACAUCCUUUUUGCAUUUAAUGAUACCUAAUUUUGAAAAACUUAAUUCUGAAUAGAAAUCCCAUUUUGUAGAUCAAAUCUUAGGAGUUGUUUAAUCAAAUCCCCCUAAAAAAACAAUGCCAACUCAGAUAAGUUCUAAGACUCCGUUGAAGUAGAGACAUAUAAUUUAGAAUGUUAGUGUUUUGUCUUCUGAGGUAAUGACUAGUAAUGGCAGUUGCACUUCUAGUCAUAAAUCAAAAUCAAAUCUAACAAAUGAAGAAUUUAAAUCAAUUUUAUAACGAUAGAAUAAAAAAAUCAAAUGA
Paramecium primaurelia is the source of this 826-nucleotide messenger RNA. The record is from the annotation of a GenBank genome assembly. Lineage: Eukaryota; Ciliophora; Oligohymenophorea; Peniculida; Parameciidae.